UCCCUCUCUGACCGUAGACUUUCGAAGCCCGCCGUAUUUACCCUUGCGUGACUGUUUUCGUUUUUGUACUGUGCACCUCGAAAAGACUUUUUUCACUUUCUUACGAGCCAGCCAUAAGCCUCCCAGUUGUUGUGCAUCAUUGUCCUUUCCCUCCUUACCUUCCCACCUCACACCGCUCGCAAACUGUCUGCAACAGCAGCAUCGAAGAUGGGUUCAACCACCAACCCCAGCUACGCCCUCUCAGAGGCUCACAAGGAGAUGCUCGAAAAGUCCUUGGUCGAGUCUGAUCCUGAAAUCGCCGAGAUCAUGAAAAAAGAAAUCAAACGUCAACGAGAGUCCAUCAUCCUCAUUGCCUCCGAAAACGUCACCUCCCGCGCCGUCUUCGAUGCCCUCGGAUCGCCCAUGUCCAACAAGUACUCUGAAGGAUACCCCGGAGCAAGAUACUACGGAGGAAACCAACACAUUGACGCGGUUGAACUCACAUGCCAGGCGAGAGCUUUGAAGGCCUUCCACCUCGACCCUGAGAAAUGGGGAGUCAACGUGCAACCACUUAGUGGCAGCCCGGCGAACCUGCAGGUUUACCAGGCCAUCAUGCGCCCCCACGACAGACUGAUGGGUUUGGACUUGCCUCACGGUGGACAUUUGAGUCACGGAUACCAGACACCGCAGAAGAAGAUCUCAGCCGUGUCGACCUACUUCGAGACCUUCCCAUACCGAGUCAACCUCGAAACCGGCAUCAUUGACUAUGACCGACUGGAAGAGAACGCUCAGUUGUAUAGACCCAAGUGCCUCGUUGCCGGAACCUCUGCUUACUGCAGACUGAUUGACUAUGCCCGAAUGCGCCAGAUCGCCGACAAGGUCGGAGCAUACCUGAUCGUGGACAUGGCUCAUAUCUCCGGUCUCAUUGCCGCAGGAGUCAUUCCUUCGCCUUUCGAGUAUGCUGACGUUGUCACGACCACUACCCACAAGUCCCUGCGUGGACCUCGUGGAGCCAUGAUCUUUUUCCGCAAGGGAGUGCGCAGCACCGACCCCAAGACUGGCAAGCAGGUCCUUUACGACCUCGAAGGACCCAUCAACUUCUCCGUCUUCCCUGGUCAUCAAGGCGGUCCCCACAACCACACCAUCACUGCUCUUGCCGUUGCCCUCAAACAAGCUGCCACCCCCGAGUUCCGCGCGUACCAAGAACAAGUAGUCAAGAACGCAAAGGCUCUGGAGAACGAGUUCAAGGCUCUCGGCUACAAGCUUGUAGCAGAUGGCACUGACUCGCAUAUGGUCCUGCUUGAUCUCCGUCCUCAAAGCCUUGACGGUGCGCGAGUUGAGGCUGUUCUGGAGCAGAUCAACAUUGCCUGCAACAAAAACAGUAUUCCAGGUGACAAGUCGGCCCUGACUCCCUGCGGUAUCCGUAUUGGUACACCAGCAAUGACUUCUCGAGGGUUUGGUGAGGAAGACUUCAAGCGUGUUGCUCAGUAUAUCGACCAGAGCAUCAAGCUAUGCAAGCAGGUCCAGGGUGGUUUGCCCAAGGAAGCCAACAAGCUGAAGGACUUCAAGGCUGCAGUUGCCAGUGACACUGUGCCUGAGAUUCAGAAGCUCAGACACGAGAUUGCGGACUGGGCUUCAACUUUCCCUCUCCCCGUGUAGACUGGUUUCCCAGGUAAAAAGGCUAAACAGGCCAUACCAUGGGAUUGCGGCGUUUCGGGGAUGUGAGCGGAAAAAUUCUUUCAACGGCUAGGAUUUCUGGGUGGGCUGAACCAAAAAAGCAGCGUAUCUUCAACGAUACCCCCAAGCCCGUGAGUGGGCAUGUAGAUUUUGCGGGUGAAAAGUGCCAUGGCCUUGUCGUGUCGUGUCGUGUCAUGCUGUGAUUGUGCAAUGCAAUACCAACUCAAUUCCGCAUCUUGAA
Messenger RNA from Exophiala oligosperma, 1897 nucleotides. Its product is annotated as serine hydroxymethyltransferase, cytosolic. Gene Ontology annotation, molecular function: glycine hydroxymethyltransferase activity; serine binding; zinc ion binding. NCBI's taxonomy places the organism in Eukaryota, Fungi, Ascomycota, Eurotiomycetes, Chaetothyriales, Herpotrichiellaceae. Bases 208 to 1638 code for a protein of 476 amino acids. Gene Ontology annotation, biological process: L-serine catabolic process; tetrahydrofolate interconversion; folic acid metabolic process. The record is from RefSeq and is a predicted model, not a curated record. Gene Ontology annotation, cellular component: cytoplasm. The transcript is spliced from 4 exons.